AGCGGCCGAUCAUCAGAUCCCUGGCCGCGGUCGAGUUCGUGUAUCUGAUGACGUCCUCCUGUUCUGCAACAUUCAACAAAACUCGGUUCCCUGAUCUACCUAGGUCCUAAAGUCUGAUAUUUUCUAUCCCACCUAUAUGUUGGCCGUAAUUCUAUCUGCUACCGUACGUUGUUUGUUUAUGCCAUUGCCCUCCGGUAUAGCUGCUGCAGAGCGGAGCCUCUUUACCGGUACAUCAUCUCCACAGUAACAGGAGCAAGCGAUUGACCAUCGUCUAAGAUGGACAAGCAUGGCUCGAAGGGCCAGGCCAUGGAGACAAAUAUGGGCGUGGACUACGUUGUCCACUACAAGUUCACGAGUGUUGACAAGAAAGAUGCCGCCGUCCAGUUCGAGAAGCUCGUCUCAGCCCUAGGGAAAGUCGGUUUGGCCACCGAAGUGCGGCAGGGAGAUAGAACGUCUCUUCUUGUCUUCGUGAAGGUUGCUUCUUCGGAGCACCUAUACGGAGAAAUAUAUCGUUCAAGAGCUCGAGAUUGGAUUCAUGGCGUUCAAUCCUCAGCACCACCGAAGGAGAUGAAAGAGGCUAUCGAAAAGGACCCAUUGACCGAAGCAGAACGCCUCCGAAUCAUACAUCAGCUAAUAACGAACUCGGAGGGGGAUGGUGGAGCUGGCAUCACGCCGAAGGAAGGACAAUGGAAGAACGUCGAUUCGAUCUUCGCCCUACACAACCACCAGUACAAUAAGGAGUGGAUCAAGAAAUGGAGUACUUCGUACUUCCUAUCGGCAGAAGACCUCGAUGCCAUAAGGAAUCGGCUGGGCGAGAGAAUCGCCUUCUAUUUUGCGUUCACCCAGUCGUACUUCUCCUUCCUACUGUUCCCUGCCGUAUUUGGCGUCUCUGCUUAUUUCUUGCUCGGACACUUCUCGCCGAUCUACGCCAUCGUCAAUGCCUUCUGGUGUAUCAUAUUUACCGAGUACUGGAAGCACCAGGAAGUCGAAUUGGCCAUCCGCUGGGGCGUCCGUCACGUCUCCCAGAUCGAGAAUAGGAGACGAGAGUUCAAGCAUGAAAAGGAGAUCCGCGAUCCGGUUACUGGCGAAAUGGUGACCUGGUUUCCGGUUCGAAAGAGGUUGCAAAGGCAGCUUCUCCAGAUUCCCUUCGCUGCUUGCGUGCUCGUUGCCCUUGGAAGCUUGAUUGCAACGUGUUUUGGCAUUGAGAUCUUCAUCUCAGAGAUCUAUAACGGGCCAAUGAAGUGGCUUCUCGUUUUCCUUCCGACGAUCAUUGUUUCGAGUUUUCUUCCGAUUUUGACGACCAUCAUGACGACGAUCGCGACGCAGCUUACGACUUACGAGAACUACGAGACCGAGGGUGCACAUGAGACAGCUAUGACGCAGAAGAUCUUUGUCAUUAACUUCAUCACAUCGUACCUGGGUAUUUUCCUCACGGCUUUUGUUUAUGUUCCGUUUGGUAGUAUUGUGGUUCCCUACCUGGACGUUUUCAGUGUUACCUGCCAGGCCUUUGCUGAACAUGAGAAGCAACUUACGGUGUCCCAAGAUGGCUUCACCAUCAACCCUGAUCGGUUGCGGAAGCAAGUCAUUUAUUUCACGGUUACUGCCCAGGUGGUGAAUCUAGCCAUGGAAGUGAUUGUCCCCUAUCUGAAACGCAGGGGCUUCUCAAAGUUCCGCCAAUUUCAGAAUGAUAGGGCCGCACGAAGGGGCGGUGCUUUGCCCGAGCCUUCUGAAAACGAUCACCCGGAAGAGGCAGUGUUCCUUGCGCGAGUGAGGAACGAAGCGGAGCUGGAUGUCUAUGAUGUCACUACAGAUCUUAGGGAGAUGGUGCUUCAGUUCGGCUACCUAUCCCUUUUCUCCGUCGUCUGGCCUCUGACCGGCCUUUCCUUCGUCUUCAACGACUGGCUCGAACUUCGAGCCGACGCCCUCAAGAUCUGCGUGGAGAUGAAACGUCCUACCCCAGCUCGAGCGGACACCAUCGGAUCAUGGCUGGAUAGUCUCUCAUUCCUCACAUGGGUGGGCAGUCUUACCACGUCGGCACUUGUCUACAUGUUCUCCAACGACGGCCUCGGACCCGAUGGAUCACCCGAAGCUAUUACCGGAUGGAAGCUGUUGCUGGCCGUCAUGAUAUCCGAGCACGCCUUCCUCACCGUGCGGUGGCUCGUCCGCGUGGCCAUCUCCAAGCUCGACUCGCCCGGCCGGCAGAAGGAACGGCGAGAGCGGUAUGCGGUGCGGAGGAAGUAUAUCGAGGAGUCGUUGGAGGAGCUCAGCAAAAAGCAAGGCCCUGUGGAGCUGGCGCCUGAUGAGGAGAAGAUUGACCGGGCCAGUUUGGAAGAAGAUGCGCGACACGCAGGAGAAUCGAAUGUUGAAGACCGGUUCUGGGCGCGGCAGAGGGGUUGGAGAGAGACGGCUCAGGUUGGGGCGGGUUACAUUGAGAGGGGACCAUCGGAGGAUCCGAAGGAAAAGAAGAUACAGUGACCGUAAUGGCCAAGGGGGAAAAAACGGACGGGUGGGAUAUACAACAUUCGAUGACCGAGACGACUCUCCGUUUAUGGGCAUCCGCAAAUAUAUGCAUUGAUAGUGUUUACUCAGCAACCUGUUAUCGCGUCGGCUUUCUGCAGACAUGAGUACUACGAACAUCAAAUGCAGCGCUAGUUUCGAUCAAAAUCUCGAAAUUGC
Molecule: messenger RNA, 2676 nt
Organism: Eremomyces bilateralis CBS 781.70
Lineage: Eukaryota; Fungi; Ascomycota; Dothideomycetes; Eremomycetales; Eremomycetaceae
Product: DUF590-domain-containing protein
Exons: 4
Coding region: 277-2475 (732 amino acids)
Biological process (GO): chloride transmembrane transport
Cellular component (GO): cortical endoplasmic reticulum
Molecular function (GO): chloride channel activity
Source: RefSeq, a predicted model, not a curated record